AUGUACAAAAAUCAAAAUCCGGCCUCUAAGCUAUCCAGCACUGCCUUGAACUAUUUAUCGUCGCUAAAAGCCAAUUCCGCGGCGCUCCGAAGUGAUGAACAACCGACGGAGGCAAAGCUGCAUCAACCACCAGUCCGUCGAAGAUCAAUCGUGGCCCUCUCAUCGGUGGAUAGUCUCGAUGAAAAUGUUCUUCUGGACGUCUCUGAUCUGAGCCGAUCAUCGCUUGAAACCGUCAAGGCGGAACCAACAACGACUAGCAAGGGCUCCGAAACGCUGCCCCAAGCCUCGAUGACCCCGGCUUUGGGGACGAUGAAAGCUUUGCGAAAGCUCAGAAACUCAAUCGACGCUACCCUGUUUCAACCAAAAGACAAGGACAUACCUUGGAGUCGAAGCCGGCCACGCUUGGGCUCGAUUUCCCGCGCCGGCACGAAAGACGAAGAAACACGCAGAAGCCAACCGGAUAAGCCCGCGGCAACACUGAAAAUGGCGACUCGCAGCCCGUUCCAUGGCUUCAUCGCUAGCGGCUCCUCCUCCGCAGAAUCAAUAGAUUUUGACGAUGCCGUCAAUGAAGCCAUUAUUCGGUCUGCCACACCAAAGCCCAAAAGCCGCUCCUCUAAAAGUUCCAAAACUUCGGCGACUUCUUCAACGUCUCCAUCCUCAGCCAGUAGUUCUAGCUCGGCGUCAAGCUCAAGUUCCACAACUUCCUCCUCCAAGAGCACGACAAGAAGAUCAUCGACACCGUCUUCAACAUCAUCUUCUUCUGCUUCCGCAUCAUCCUCUGCAAAAUCUUCCUCCACCAGCCCCCAAAAGGUCGUCCUCAAUUCGCUCAGUCUCAUCAACCAUAAGACGGUCGAGCCUCAGGAACAAAUUCGAAUUCGCCGACUUCGAGAAACAGUUUCAAGAGCCCGACACCGCAAACAAAUUAGAAGAAAUCGAAAUAAAGAGCCAGGAUGGGCCUGCGCCAUUGUCCCCACUUUCUUCUAUGCGAUCAGAUUCGUCCGUAUUCAUGGAAGCACCGCGCCGAGCAGGCGGAGCCGCUCAAAUGACAAGCCACAUCCGGAAGAAAAGCCGGAAAAGGAGCUGGCUGCUUUUUCCGGCUACGAUACUAGUCGCGAUUCGAGGCCAAGGCGAGAAAACCGUCGACGAUCUCAACCUCCCGCACAAAAACACUGCCAAUGUUGCCGACAUCGGGAUGACUACGAAAUUAGCAAUGAACAUGCUACGUCAGUUGUCUCGGAUGUCGUACGCCUACACAUCUCACUGAUCCGGCAGCUGGCCCGAGAUGAAUGGAAUGCAGUGCAGCGAUGGCAGCAUACCAUACAAGAGGUAGCCCGGCAUCGUGACUCUGUGACGUCCAAACGUCUCCACGAAAUCAUCGAAGAGCGAACCAGAAACUUCCGUGCCCAAACUGUGUUUUCACAAAUU
Mesorhabditis spiculigera is the source of this 1425-nucleotide messenger RNA. The record is from the annotation of a GenBank genome assembly. NCBI's taxonomy places the organism in Eukaryota, Metazoa, Nematoda, Chromadorea, Rhabditida, Rhabditidae.